Anopheles funestus (African malaria mosquito) is the source of this 6156-nucleotide messenger RNA. It is a transcript of the gene Stim, whose product is annotated as stromal interaction molecule homolog. Bases 2033 to 3862 code for a protein of 609 amino acids. The record is from RefSeq and is a predicted model, not a curated record. Gene Ontology annotation, molecular function: protein binding; calcium ion binding; calcium channel regulator activity. The transcript has 8 exons. Gene Ontology annotation, cellular component: endoplasmic reticulum; plasma membrane. Lineage: Eukaryota; Metazoa; Arthropoda; Insecta; Diptera; Culicidae. Gene Ontology annotation, biological process: store-operated calcium entry; intracellular calcium ion homeostasis; activation of store-operated calcium channel activity.
UAUCUGUUUCGCUCUUCCUCGCCCAGUGUGCUCUUGCAAGAGCCAGCUUGCAUAACCUUGAAUCCACAUAUUUCUCCUUCUUUUUUGUGUAUGGCUAUAGAUUUUCCUUGUGCACUAUACAUCGCACACGUACCCCCACACACACAUACAUACACAACUAUUAGACGGUUCGGAAUUUGUUUCUCGGUGGCAGGGCGUUGCGAUUGUUUUGUUUUCCGUCUCGUUUUGCGUUCAGUUUUUCGGCUUUUCCUAUGCCCCGAGGCCUUCCUACGUAAGAUUUUUUAAUAAGUUCUUCCGGAACGCAGGCACGCAAGGAACAAAAAAUCCCGCGAGAUUGCCAAAAAAAACCUGAACAGUAGCCACCGUGUAUGGUGGGGUGAACGGGUAAGUGACGCGUGUUGGUUUUUAGAAGUUAGAAUCAUCUCCCAAACUCGUGAUAAUUAAUUUGCGAAAGUUGUUAAAAGGACAUGAAAUAGAUGCAGCAAAGAAGAAGACAAAAAAACGAGUAUUAGGUGCGAAUCAUUUCUUUUCGGUGCUGUUAUUUCGUUGGAGGUCGUAAGUGGUUAAAAGAAUACACAUGGUUUAACAGUUCUCAACGUCAACGUUUUGUGAAUGUGUGUGAGUGUGUGUAGUUGUGUAUUUUUAUCGUGGUCCCCCCCAAUGAUUCCGUGAGAAGGCUGCUGCUACAUGCAUGCGGACAUACGAAACCCCCGCUCGCUAUCAAAUACAACAACAAAAAAAAACAUACCGAUCGGUACAGCAGGGACUGAUGAAAACCCCUGUACCUGUGCUUAGUGUGCGCGCAACCCAAUAGGCCCGCAAAGGUGUACCGUGUGAAGUAGUAACAUUUUUCGCUUCAAGCUUCCAGAACAGAAUCCGCACGGUUGUGUCGGAUGACGCACCGCCAGAGCAAACAAUCAGCUGUAGGAAGAAUUCUCUAGUGUCGUACGACAAGGGCAGCUGGAUAAUCGUUUGCCAAAGUGAACGUUUGUGAAACGUGCGGAAGCUAAGAAUGGUUUUCGGUACGAUUUGGUGUCGUACGGAAUCGCUUUGACUGCGCUAAAGCAACUCGGCAGAAAAACACAACACGAACCACCUUGCGCUUGUGUGUGCGUUUAUGUGUAAGUGGGCCCCCUGAUGUCCCGAUGACAACGCAGCAGUAGCAUCUUCUCAUGCAAAGCUUUUUUUUUCACCGGGGUUUUCCAUUCCCAAAGAAACCAGCAGCGAACAAGAUUUGCAUCCAUUUUAGAUCCUUCCGCUUUUCACGGAAAAAUCACGCAUCGCAUGAAAAAUCACCCUAUUGUUUCAUUUCUAUACCGAUCGGAGGGUGUGUAUUUGUGUGUGUGCGCGCCGAUUGUCACUUUUGACAGUAGCAGGACAGUCAACAACAUUACCGAAUAUGUAUGUAAAAAAACAUCCAUUACCAAGCGAAGAAAUAGUGUGAGCGAGAGAAAAAAAGAGGAAAAGAGGAGAGGGAGAGAGAGAGAUAGGACGGGGGGUGGAAAAAAUUACACGAUAGAAGAAUUAGAGGAAAAAAUCUGAACUAGUACGAAGCGCUAAACGGCGAAGGCACGAACGAUCGCAGACGCGCCAGGGACACGUCCGCCGUACAAGAACGAAUCCGUCAUAUAAUAAUAGUUUAAACAAUAUAGACACAACCACACACACACAACUAGACGGAGCCAAGAACGUAGUAAAGAGCAGCCCUUUUAGCAGCAGCUGGAAGGUUGCGAGGUUGCUUUCGGGGUGGUUGGCACGACCGUUCAAUCACAAUCCUCCCCAACCCCCACCACCCCCCAUUCCAUCACGAUCGGCGACCUUCACGUGUGUGUGUGUGUGCGGUACUCGAUGCGUAUUGUUGCAAAACCCUGAGCCCUUGCACUUGCCAUCUUGUCCGUUCCCAGCGACGAGCGACGACACACAUCUCGGCCCACCCCAAACCAACAAACCCUUUGCUGAGAUCGGUUUCCCGUCUCUCAUGGAGAGAUUCUCUAAUGCUACAUCAUAAUUGCUGCAUACCGACAUUUCCGAGAUGCGAUACCUAGCAAGGAACGCUGAAGCCUUCGCCUGCUGCUGUUUGCUGCUGCUCCUGCCGCUAGGGGUGCUUGCCGACGCGGAACGAGACGGUGCUGAAACACCGGCGAAGGCACCGAUCCAUCAGCAUCAGCACCAGCCACAAUCAGCCUACCAGCAACCACCGAACAAACACCAUCAACCAACGGUUGCUGGGCCAGCCCACCACCAUCAACCGGCCGGCCACCAGCAUCAUCCGGAUGUACCGCCGGCCGCCCAUUACCAUCAGCAGGUGCCACCGCCCGCACCGCCACCCUCACCCCCACCGGUACCGGAUCGUGCCCUGACCCGGCAGCAACCGUCAUCGCUGGCCACGUCACCCCAGCCAUCCGCCCAGCAAUCGUCCCGGCCGCUCGAAACGCGCAACUCCUAUACCGUGUUGAGCCAAGCCAUGUCCCAGGCAGUGCACCACGAAUUCGAUUUUUUAUUUCUCAUUUCAGGCACGUACGGUAGUGGGGCGAUGGGAGGCGGGGAUGCCUGCACCAUCGACGACAUUGACUGUUUGGCGCAUCACGACCAGCUCGGGAUGGAAGCGAUCCGUUCGCUGCACCGGCAGCUCGAUGAUGACGAUAAUGGGGAUAUCGAUCUAUCGGAAUCUGACGACUUUUUACGUGAAGAACUCAAGUACGACUCGGGGUACGAGAAGCGACACAAGGCAUUCCACUUCAACGACGAUAUGCACAUCUCGGUGAAGGAGCUUUGGGAGGCAUGGUUACGGUCGGAGGUACACAACUGGACGGUGGAUCAAACGACCGAAUGGUUGGCACAGAGCGUCCAGCUACCGCAGUACGUACAUCUGUUCCGUCUGCACAAAGUCACCGGCAAGGUGUUGCCACGGCUCGCCGUCAAUAACAUGCACUACGUGAGCAAUGUGCUCGGCAUUAAGGAUCCGAUCCACAAGCAGAAGAUCGCACUGAAGGCAAUGGAUGCCGUACUGUUUGGGCCGCCACGUGAAACAGGCACCCGGUGGAAAGAUUUACUACUCGUGACGCUGCUCCUGACCGCCAUCAUAGGCAGCUGGUAUGCCUAUCAUCAGAACAAGAGCGCUAAAAUACACAUUCGCCGCAUGGCGAAGGAUGUCGAGGGUUUGCUGAAGGCGGAAGUAGCGCUGAAAGAGAUGCAGAAGGAGCUGGAACAGGCCCGUAUCGAGCAGGAAAAUGUGGGCAAAGAAAAGAUGGACCUCGAACGGCGGCUCCGGGAAGCGCCGACCCUUUCCUCGUCCAGCUCCGAUCUGGAGCUGCAGCAGCUGAAGCAAGAGAUCGAGGUGUUGCGGUCGGAGCUGAACCGGGCGGAGGUGGAGAUACACGAUCACUGCUGGACGCCACCGCAGGGUCUGCAGAGCUGGCUGCAGCUGACGUACGAGCUGGAAAACAAGCAUCACAUCCGCAAACGCAUUAUGGCGGAGAAGCAGCUGGAACAGGCGCGCGAGGCGUGCGAAAAGUUGCGUAAAAAGCGCUCGAGUUUGGUCGGUGCGUUCGUAUCAACGCAUGGCAAAAGCAUUGACGAUGUUGAUCGUAGCAUCGUGGAGGCGCGAAAUGCGCUGAACGAUGUAACGAACGAUCUGCAGGAGCGCAUGCAUCGGUGGAAGCAGAUCGAAACGAUGCUUGGGUUUAGUAUCGUCAACAACAGUGGCAUCGCGCACCUGGAAAAUUUGCUCUACAACCGUAACGGUGUCGCUGGCAAAACUUACCGAUCCCGACUAUCGAGUAGCCAGGACGAUCUGGACGAUGAUUCCGUGCAAGGUAAGCCGAUCAGCUUUGACAAUUUUUCUAUGUUCUCGUCGGAAUAACAACACGCCCCCCCCCCCCGCGCCCUCGGCUUCCUUCCAAACAAAAAAACAAAAAUGUGUCCACAACGCGCACAACAAGAGCAACGCCCGUGUGUGUGGGGGGGUGCGGUAUUUCCGGCUGUGCUGCAUCCCGGAUGUGUUUCGACGUGGGUUGCCGGAAGUUAAUAUCUUUUGUUUUUUUUGUCAUGUGUUUUUUUUUUCCUUAUAUUAAGUGUUAAUGGUACCGCAUUUUAUACAUGGUGGUUUAUUGCAGUGUUGUUGUUUUCCUCUUCUUUUGUUUCGUAUGUGAUUGUUUCUGUGUGUUUCUAAUUGAAAUGCUCCUCAAGUUGCUCUUGUGUUUCAUUAUUUUUUUCUAAAUGUUGUUUCUUUACGUUUUGCAUUAAUGCGUACUGCAAAAAAAAAAACAAACAAAAACCUUAAAUAAUAAUCCUUCCCAUGUUUUCCAUCUUUCGUGUUGCGUCCCGUUUGCGCGUUUUUGUAACUAUCCUUUGCGCUAAGAGCAGAAAGAAAGAAAAGAAAAAGAUUACAUACGUUACAAAACAUACCUGUUAGUAUGCCAUAAUAUGUUGCUGUUUGUGUUGUCAAGAGAAGAAAACAGAGAAGAAAAGAGAAAAAAAAUACGGAAGAAGAAUAAGAAAACACCAUAUUAAUAGAAAUAGCUUAUUUUGAGUAUUUAUAUACACGAUAAAGCAAGCUUGUGUACGCUGUACGACUUAAGUUAUAUGUUUAAUGGAAGUUUAAAAUGCUUACUUGUGUUUUAUUGUUUUUUUUUACUUUACUUUUUUUUUGUUUUCGGGGAUAUUUUGUUUUAACGUUAAGAGCUGGAUGGAUUCUGAAGUCUUUGCGACAGACGCACUGUGAUGUUCCAAGGCCUGGCUAAGUAACGUUAGCGCUAUAAAGUAAAAAGGAUUCGUUAUAGCAAACAGGCACAAAGAAUCAUACUACCCAUCAGUCAUUAAUUUAUGCUCCUCCAUCCUGUUCCUGUAUCCUUCUUUCUGACAAUCUUCGUCUUUUUAUAUGAGCCUUUCUCUCUUUUCUUUCUUAAAGUUGUUUUGCGAUUUUUUUUGUUCAUAUUUUUUUUUCUUUCUAAAUUUUUUGCUUUCGCUUGUUUUGUGAUAUUGCUGUGCUGUUUAUGCUGGUCGUGUUAAAUGGUAUUUGUUUCAACACGAUUGCUUAAUCGUUUUCCGUCCACUGCUUGGGCUACUUAAUUAAUUAAUCUUUUUUUUUAAACAAUCAUGCAAACUUGGAUGCAUCAAAUAAGGGCUUCUCAUUUUUUUUAUUUUGUUUGUUGUAUUAAAAGAAACUACUUUUCCUUUGAAAGUUUUACACUUUUAACAGAAAUUUUUUCCUACUGUUUUGUGUGUUUCUUUUAUUUAUUUUAUUCUCUUUUUUAACUGCUAUCAAUUGUGAAUAUUUUCUUUUAUUCAUAUAAUGAUUCGCGAUGGUUGUUCAAGAAAGUAAGGAUGCGUUGUACUUUAUUACAAUUUAUUAAUUUAUUUAAUCCCUUUCCAAUUACCAUUUUCAAUUAUCUCAUCUAUCACCUCAUAAUGCUGGUUAGUAUUUCGAACGCAAUUGCUCGAUUUGCUCGGGUUUUCGUGUUCGAAAUAUUUUUCCACAUUAUGUUUCACCGUUUUCCUCCUACUUCCUACAAUUUUCCUUUCAUUUUUUCAUGUUUUCCCUAAUUCUGUUUUAUCACAUUUUUCAUUUCCAUCUCAUGAUACAAAAAAGCAUCAAACGAUUUACGAUUACAAUAGUUAAUAUUUCGCUCACGAAACAAUAUAAAAACAAUGCAUAGAACUACUUAAGGAGCGUGCUGUUACAAGAUUUAAAAACAAAAGCAAAAACAACAAAAAAAAACAUAAAAAGCGCAAAAACCGUUCAGGAAUGGGGUACCGAAGAAGGAGAAUGAUCUGUUUUACUCUGUUGCCUUUUAUGAUCAGUCGCUUACACGUUACACGUUUGGUUUAUGUUCUGUUCUCUGUACUUUACCCCUAUCUCUAUCGCCUAGUAACCAUCUGCUCGUUACUGAGUUUUGUCGGUUAAAUUCGCAUAGAAAACCGUAAGCAAGUUAAAUAAUAAAAACAAACAGGCAAACCAACACGGAAUGUUUGUUUAUUUGUUCAUUUUCCCAAACCCCUUCUUGUUUGUUUUCGUACUUCUGUUCUAUACUUUAUUGAUUUUUCCCCUCCCCCUCCCCCCCUCAACUGUGCGUGCGUGUGUGUAUCUCUGUAGGUUGGGAGUCUGUGUUUUGUGUAUAUAUUCUUCGUUUUUACACAGCUUUUUGUUGUUUUUUU